Molecule: messenger RNA, 1052 nt
Organism: Exserohilum turcica Et28A
Lineage: Eukaryota; Fungi; Ascomycota; Dothideomycetes; Pleosporales; Pleosporaceae
Exons: 3
Coding region: 1-957 (318 amino acids)
Molecular function (GO): metallopeptidase activity
Source: RefSeq, a predicted model, not a curated record
AUGCUCCUUCCAUCUCUCCUACCAUUCGCUAUCCUUGCAGUCGCAGUCUCCAUCCCCGAGCCUCUACCCAUCUUCGGACCCUUCUGCGGUACUCCCGCUCCCGUCUACGCCAAUGGCACAAAAGCCGCAAACUGGACCGACUACAUCGCCUCGUUCGAGACUCUACCUAGUCCAGGCGGCCAAGGCAUCACCGACGCAUGGGGAAAUGACGGAGGCCCCAUCCCCUGGCCACGCACCGGCACCCACCAAGCCGUAAUCCCCUACUGCUUUACACAGGAAUGGGAUCGCAGAUACAUCCGAAACAUAGUCGAGAAUGGUAUGGCCAAGUGGAUCGAACAUCUCGGCGGCCCAGCGAGCGAGGAAGCCCGACACGCCAUCAGCUUCCAAGAGCGCAAAGACACGCAGGGAAAACCAUUGUACUGCGGACAACCCAACAACCGCGAUGCCUGGAACCCAAACGUGCCACACGACACUGUUGCUUUCGAGUACAGCGACGACAGAGCCUGGGGCGCUAGCAUGGCACACGAGCACAACCGCGCUGACCGCGACACAUGGGUGAAAAUCGACUUCCGCCACCUCGUCGACUGGCCCGCGUGCUGGGCGCGCGCCCGCUCGCAAGAAGGCCUCGCCAUCACGCCCACAGACGUGUGCACAUCGAUGCCGCGGGCCCUCAAGUACGGCUGCUCGUGCUCGGGCUUCAUCAAGAACCACGUCGAGCCCGGCUGGACCAUCAAUUCCCACAGCUACUACGAUCUCGCCAGCAUCAUGCACUAUGCUAGUGUCACGGGAUACUCAAAUACAAAGUGCAUUGAGGAGGGCGAAGACUGCCCCGUCAUGGCAUAUGUGGAUGCCGAACGGCAUGAGCUGGGGACGAGGUUACUCGAGCAGGUCAGGAAACCGAGUUCUAAGGAUUUGGUGUGGGUCAAGAAGACGUAUCCGUGGAAGGAGGAGGAGUGAUAGUAGAUGUCUGUGGGAAUCUACUGAAAAGCAAACAACCCACUGUAAGGCAAUACUUACGUGUUUACUACACCUAUCACUUCGAUAGACAAAUC